AUGUCACCCGAACCGAUGCCACAUAACGAGUUCCACGAAGAACGCGCCGCGAACCUAGCGCAAGCGGAUGCGGCGCAUCGCGAAGCAUACGAUUACUGGGGUUACCUUUUCAAGGAAGAUAAAUGCGGGACCCCGUUGCUCGAUCGCUUGCUGAAGGGCAUUGCCUACGUCAUUGGGACAAGUCAAGCUGAUGCGCUGCGGCAGAGCAAGAAGUUCGGAUCAAGCGACUCGCCUGAUCUUACGCCGUCGCAAAUCGCAGCCUGGUAUCGCAGUGUUGGGGGCGACUACGACGUACUAUUCACAGACACACCACCAUCCUCUGUCGCAUUCAUAUAUCGGUCACUCGGCGCAUUCCACAGCCUGCAACCAGCGCCAGACGACGACGGCUACUCGAGUCCAACCAUACCUGCGCUAAAGAAGGACGGCUUCGUGACAUGGCAGACGAUACAGUUACUGUUAGGGCCAGAAGAGCAUGUGCCUUUCCUACAGAAGGCGGUGGAGCUGGAUGACAUACCCGAUCUAGAAAUGGGAGGCACCUUCCCCAAAAUCCUACCAAAGGAGUGUUUCCCAGAGAAGCCCGAUGAUGCGAUGGAGACGUGGUAUCAGAGCGUUGCUACCAGGCUUAAGAAGGAAGCGGAGGAGGAGCUAAACGGGGGCAGUGUGGCUGAAGAGCCAAAACCGCGAACUUCGACGGACAGCGAGGGAAAUUCAGCUGAUGAGAAGUCCGGCGCGUACCGCUACUUUGAAGACCCGCUCUAUCGGAAUGGAAGACCACGUCCGACCUUCAUGCGCCAUGUCUCGAAGCAAUCCCCACGGCCCGGAGAUGACCAUGGAAGGCCUGGGGCUAUUAUCUCAAGGGUGAGGCAUAUGCUGAACCCUUUGAGUACUAGAAUCGCCGGAAAGAGGAAUGUCCCAGGCCGCACCGGGUAUGGAAGUGACGAGUACUCAGAUGAAGAUGCCACACCCAUUGCGCCCGUUCCUCAACCAGGUCCUCGAUACUCUGCCCACAAGCGUCCACACCCACCACGACGCGAACCCUCGUUAUCAACAACAGACUCCGACUCCGACCCAGAUCGCCCAUCUCCCCGGCGACAAAAUCCCGUACUGCGUACCCAUCGAUCUCACGAGCCGCCCAUAUCGCAGCCAGGGUAUUUCCCUGCCUACAAUGAGGCGCGCCGCUACUCAAACCAACAUGAUCCAGUCCGAGUGUACGAAGGAACUUCAACAGCAACAUCUCCCCAACACGCAUAUAUACCAACUCAAUCCCCACUCUUCGCAACUCAAGUCGCGCAAGCCCAGCGCGAAGCACAAAAACAACAAUACUACCUUUCGCGCCCCGUCAUGCCCCCACGUACCAGCUACAGACCUGUCCCAUCCAACAGCGUGCGAUGGGGUCCCCAGACCGUACACCCUGUAAGUCCACCUCGCGACGCCGAACCACCUUAUAUCCGUGAGCGCGAACGGGAACGUGAUCGCGAUAGGGAACGCCAUCAUCGCGACCGCGACCCUUACGCCAUGGGCAGCGGUGGCAGCCGUUCCCAUCGCCGCCAUUCGGAAGACGUCGAAUAUCCGCGGGAGCGUACACGUGAUUCAGCCCGGACACGCAGUCAUGAUAGAGUGAAGGAUGAAUGGGAUGAUCGCCAUGAUCGCGAGAGAGAUAGGGAUAGAGAACGCGACCGCGACAGAAAAUCCUCCAGCUACGACGACCGAGACCGAGACCGAGAUAGAUCAAGAGACGACAGUCGCGAACGAGAUCGAGAUCGAGACCGGGUGCGAGAUCCCCGCGUGCAUAGCAGGAGUCAGAGUGUUAGGGGCCAGUUUAUGAGGCUGCUUAAGGAAUUUUGA
Messenger RNA from Alternaria rosae, 1845 nucleotides. RefSeq lists its product as uncharacterized. NCBI's taxonomy places the organism in Eukaryota, Fungi, Ascomycota, Dothideomycetes, Pleosporales, Pleosporaceae. The transcript is spliced from 3 exons. The record is from RefSeq and is a predicted model, not a curated record. The coding region runs from base 1 to 1845 and encodes 614 amino acids.